AUGGACUGGCAACCUCAGGAUGAGCCAUUGAGGCAGCUGGCCUGCUGUCUCAGGGACUCUCUCAAUGGGCAAAACCCAACUGUUCGCAAACAAGCUGACGAGAUGCUCGCUCAAGCGACCUCGUCCCCGGACUAUGUCAACUAUAUCACAUACCUUUUUUCCUCGGCGCAAGUUCCUCCUACGCUGGGCAUGGACGGCUCCACUUACAGCAUGGUCCGAUUCGCCGCUGCCAUGAACAUGAAGACGAAGAUUUACAUGGCCUACCACACGAUUCCCCAGCCUAGUCUCAAUUAUAUCAGGUCGGCUGCUUUGAUUGCCCUGCGCGACUCCGACCGCCAGGCCCAGCGAGGCGCCGGCAGUAUCAUCACAGAGUUGGUGAACCGGGGAGGGUUACUGGCCUGGCCCGAGGUUUUGCACGAGUUGCUCUCUUUGGUGGGCAAUGCAUCGGGGGAUGUCUCGAUCGGGGCACAGGAAGCCGCAAUGUCGGCCCUGUUCAAGGUCUGCGAGGAUAACCGCCGAGUCCUAGACAAGGACUACCAGGGACAGCGCCCGCUUGAUGUGAUCAUCCCCAAACUGCUGGAAUUCACCUCCCGCGAGAGCCCCCGGAUCCGAUCCACCGCGCUGAGCUGUAUUCACAUCUUCCUUCCACACCGACCUCCCGCCCUGAUGGCCUCGCUCGACCUCUUCCUCUCACAACUGUUCAAUCUUGCCGCCGAUGGUGAUGCCGAGGUGCGACGGAUGGUGUGCCAAUCCUUCUCGCAGCUUGUGGAGUUUGCGCCGGAGAAGCUCAUCCCGCAUAUGGAAGGGCUGGUCAGCUACAUCCUUAUGCAGCAGCAAAACCAGGAGGACCCGGAACUUGCGCUCGAUGCGGCCGAGUUUUGGAUUGUUGCCGGAGAGCAGCAGCGCCUGCAGCAGCCGCUGGGACCGUACAUGCCCAAGAUCGUUCCGGUUUUGCUACAAAACAUGAUCUAUGAGGAGGACGAUGUGAUUCGGUUGAUGGGUGACGAGGAUGACGCCGAAACCGAGGACCGUGCCGAGGAUCUCAAGCCGCAGUUUGCCAAAUCGAAGGGUGACCGUCUCAAUCCGACUAAGCCGGCAGAUCAGCCAAACGGCAACCCUCCCCAGCAAGAGGAGGAUGAAGACGAUCUCAGCGAGGGCGAAAUCGAGGAUUCGGAGUUCGGAGACGACCCCGAGGGCGAGUGGACGCUCCGGAAAUGCUCCGCCGCUGCGCUGGAUGUUUUCUCGAAUGUUUACCACGAGCCCAUUUUUGAGAUCAUUCUGCCGUACCUGAAAGAGACGCUGCGUCAUGAACAGUGGCCGAACCGCGAGGCUGCCGUCCUUACUCUUGGUGCCGUGGCAGACGGCUGCAUGGAUGCGGUCACACCUCAUCUCCAUGAGCUUGUCCCAUAUCUGAUUUCUCUACUGAACGAUGCGCAGCCCGUCGUGCGACAGAUCACAUGCUGGUGCCUGGGCCGCUACUCGGAGUGGGCGUCGCACCUGCACGAACCAUCCCAAAAAGCACAGUUCUUUGAGCCGAUGAUGGAAGGAAUUCUCCACCGAAUGCUCGACAGCAACAAGAAGGUGCAAGAGGCGGCCGCAUCCGCGUUCGCUAGUCUGGAAGAGAAGUCGGAUGAAAAUCUGGUGCCCUAUUGCCAACCCAUCCUGCGUCAGUUCGUCGCUUGCUUUGGCAAGUACAAGGAUCGCAACAUGUAUAUCCUCUACGACUGUGUCCAGACGCUCGCUGAAUGUGUCAUGACCGAGCUGGCGAAGCCCCAUUUGGUGGAUAUCCUCAUGCCUGCUCUCAUCGGCCGUUACAACAUGGUUACUGACCAGUCUCGGGAGCUCUUCCCCUUACUCGAGUGUUUGGGUUAUAUUGCCGCUGCGUACGGCGAUAAUUUUGCCCCGUUUGCGGCCCCUCUAUUCCAGCGGUGUAUCAAGAUCAUUUAUGAGAAUCUCCAGGAGUACAUGGCCUCAGUCAACAAUGAGGCGAUCGACGAGCCCGACAAGGACUUUUUGGUCACUAGCCUCGACCUUCUCAGCGCGAUUAUCCAGGCCAUCGAUCCGCAAAAGAGCGGCGAGCUGGUCGCGAACUCUCAACCGCGCUUCUUCGAUUUGCUCUGUUACUGCAUGGAGGACCCCAACUACGAAGUCCGCCAGUCCUCAUACGCUCUGCUGGGCGACUGCGCCAUCAGCAUCUUCCCUCACUUGGAACCUUUCAUCCCGAACAUCAUGCCAACCCUGAUCAAGCAGUUGGACCUUGAUCUUAUCCGGGACGACGACCGCCAUACCGGGUUCAGUGUGCUCAACAAUGCCUGCUGGUCCUGCGGAGAGAUCGCUGUGAACGAGAAGGCCGCGCUUUCGCCGCAUCUUGACAAGCUCUACCAUGGGCUGCUGGUCAUCAUCAACAACGAAGAGGUGAUCGACUCAGUAAACGAGAACGCGGCCAUGGCCAUGGGCCGGCUGGGUCUCUGCUGCCCCAAUCCGAUGGCGCCGCGGCUGGGCGAGUACGCGAGCCCCUUCUUGAAGUCAAUGAGCAAGAUUGAGUUUACGCGCGAGAAGGCGUCUGCGUUCCUGGGUUUCAACCAGGUAGUCAUGAAGAACCCGCAGGCCAUGGAGACGAGUCUCGGGGAGUAUUUCCAGGCCAUCGCUUCGUUCCCGAGCAAAACGCUCUCGCAGGAGGAAUACCGGGAUAUCCAGAGCUCAUUCCAGCAAGUCCUGCAAGGCUACAAAAACAUGAUACCCAACUUCGAUUCGUUCCUCUCGCAGCUCCCACCGGCCGUUGGCCAGAAACUGCGCUCCGUAUACCAGGUCUAA
Molecule: messenger RNA, 2814 nt
Organism: Penicillium alfredii
Lineage: Eukaryota; Fungi; Ascomycota; Eurotiomycetes; Eurotiales; Aspergillaceae
Product: putative importin beta-2 subunit
Exons: 3
Coding region: 1-2814 (937 amino acids)
Biological process (GO): protein import into nucleus
Cellular component (GO): nucleus; cytoplasm
Molecular function (GO): nuclear import signal receptor activity
Source: RefSeq, a predicted model, not a curated record